AUGAAGGCGUUCUCAACUCAAGUCAUGGCCGUGUCAGCUUUGAUGGCAGGGCUUUCUCAAUCGUUUGAGAUGAAGCGACCCCCACCAGUCGAGCUUGUCAAAGGAUUCGACUGGGCAGACCCAUUCACUCUCAGUUCCAUGGCGGCGUUCCAGCCAAGAUGUGACGAAAAGAAACAGUUCGAGGUUUUCGAGUACACACUCGCAGAGCUGAUGGAACCUCCCCCAAAGGGAUUAAAACCUUGGGCCAAGGGUCUCAAAGCAGUCUUUGCCAACAGAGAAUACCCCGGAGGAUGGCUCGGCCUGGACCCUCACGCUGGUGGUCGCAGCGUAUUGCUGAUGAACUAUGAUCAGAUUCCUCUCGUGGUUCGUGAAUGGAUUGAACGGCAGGAGCGAACCGAUGGCGAGGGUAAGGCGCUUUUCGCCGUGCUUGAGAAACCAAAGAACGACGAAGAUGAGAUUGAAGAGAUCGUCAAGUUUCCCGAAGCUGACCAGGUCGAUCGGGAAAACGAUAAAGACAAGGUUGCCGUUUUUGCACCUGGUGCUUUGUACGGCAUCCUUCCCCUCUGGGCGGCGGGAGCAAGUGAAUGCAAAGAUCAACUUGUCGACUUGUCCAAGUACAGCCCAAAGCCUGCCGACGGCGGCGUUGUUGCUUGGGUUCUACAUUCGGAGCGCCAGCCUGAUCAAAAGACAAAGGUUGACAUCAGAGUCCAGGCACUUAAGGAAAAGGAGGUCAAGGGCGGUCAAGGGCAAGGCCAGGCGAAAACAGCAUCAAGGGAAGAGUUGUAA
Fusarium poae is the source of this 786-nucleotide messenger RNA. RefSeq lists its product as uncharacterized. The record is from RefSeq and is a predicted model, not a curated record. The coding region runs from base 1 to 786 and encodes 261 amino acids. NCBI's taxonomy places the organism in Eukaryota, Fungi, Ascomycota, Sordariomycetes, Hypocreales, Nectriaceae. The transcript has 2 exons.